Molecule: messenger RNA, 2314 nt
Organism: Musa acuminata subsp. malaccensis (wild Malaysian banana)
Lineage: Eukaryota; Viridiplantae; Streptophyta; Magnoliopsida; Zingiberales; Musaceae
Product: phytosulfokine receptor 1-like
Molecular function (GO): protein binding
Source: RefSeq, a predicted model, not a curated record
UUUAUUUUAUUUUAUUAUUUCUGACACGAGAAGACCUUCGUCUUCUCUACGGAGUCAAGAUCUCAGUUCUGAUGGUACCCAGGGAAGGCUUCUUGGCCCUGCUCUCGGUGCGCGCCUGCUGCUUCUUGUUCUUCUUGAUUCGAGCUCGACAGGCGUUUUCUCAGAACCAGACUUGCGAUUCCAAGGAUCUCAACGCGUUGCUGGGCUUCGCGAAUGAGCUCGAUCUGGCUAAACUGGGGUGGGUUCUAAAUGGCUCUUCUUCCGGUUCCUGCUGCGACUGGCCUGGAGUCACCUGCGGCCCUCCGACGGUAAACGGGAGGAGGGUGGUCGGAUUGGAUCUCGGCGGAAAGAGCUUGAGAGGCUCGAUUCCCUAUUCGUUGGCCGGAUUGGAUCAGCUGAAAAGGCUCGACCUUUCUGUGAAUUAUCUGCAAGGAGUGGUUCCCCCGCAGCUGCUCCGACUACAUCUGCUGGAGUUCAUCGAUCUCAGCACGAACCAGCUCGAGGGAGUGAUUCCAUCGAACCUGAGCCUUCCGGCGAUUCAAGUGUUCAACAUCUCUUACAAUCAAUUCACCGGCGGCCACCCGAUCCUCGGAGGCUCCAGCAAUCUGACAUCCUUCGACCUCACUUCCAACGAUUUCUACGGCCCGAUUGAUGCCGGCAUCUGCAAUUCCUCAGCCAAGAUAAGAAUUCUCCGCUUCUCGGAGAACAGGUUCUACGGCGACCUUCCCAGAGGUCUCAAGAGCUGCAGCUCCCUCACCGAGCUCUGGCUCAGCAUGAACGACCUCGGUGGAGACUUGCCUGAUGCUUUGUUCGACAUGACAUCCAUGACGCAGUUAUUCCUCCAGGGGAACCAGUUCUCCGGCGAUCUCAGCACAAACAUGAGUAAUCUUUCCAACCUUGUCGAGAUCGAUCUAUCCCUUAAUAGAUUCUCUGGGUUCAUCCCAGAUGUGUUUGGUAGCCUCGCAAAGCUCGAGUCUUUCUCUGCUCAGUCCAAUAAACUCGAAGGUAAUUUGCCUUCUUCCUUGUCCGACUUAUCAUCGCUCAGAGUGCUGAAUCUGAACAACAACUCCCUUAGUGGUGAAAUCAAUCUCAAUUGCACUGCAAUGCCCAAAUUAAGCACCCUCAAUCUUGGUUCAAAUUCUUUUUCUGGCCCCAUCCCUGACAUGCUUCCCCACUGUGUGCAACUCACAACUUUAAAUCUUGGCAACAACAAUCUUACUGGAGAAAUCCCCCACAGCUUCAAGAACUUCACUUCACUUUCUGAUCUGUCUCUCACUGGUAACCACUUCUCUAACAUAUCAUCAGCCUUGCAAAUCCUGCAGUAUUGCCCGAAACUUACUCGUUUGAUCUUGACAAGGAACUUCCAUGGUGGUGAAAUGAUGCCGGUAGAUGCAAUUCAAGGUUUUAGGAAGAUGGAGUUGCUUGUCAUCGCAAACUGUGCUCUUACAGGUUCCAUUCCAUCAUGGCUGGCAAACUUGACCCGAUUGAAGGUCUUGGAUAUCUCAUGGAACCGCUUAUCUGGAUCAAUCCCAAAAUGGGUUGGGAACCUUGACGACCUCUUUUACUUGGAUCUAUCAAAUAAUUCCCUCAGUGGACAGCUUCCUAAUAGCUUGACACAGAUGAAGAGCCUUGUGUCCGGCAACAAGUCACCGCGAGUUAGCUCAACGGAGAACUUCCCAUUCUUCAUCAAGAGGAAUUCGAGUAGAAAGGGCUUGCAGUAUAAUCAGGUCAGCAGCUUCCCCCCAUCACUGAUUCUGGGUGAUAAUAUGCUUGUUGGGCAGAUUUUGCCAGGAUUCAGGAACCUUGUAGUUCUCCAUGUGUUGGACUUGAGCUGGAAUAAUCUUUCGGGAAACAUACCGGCAGAGCUGUCGGGCAUGACAAGCUUAGAGAUCUUGGAUUUGUCACACAAUAAUCUCACAGGAGCAAUACCUUCCUCUCUCACCAAUCUUAGUUUCUUGUCAAAAUUUGAUGUGGCAUAUAACAAUUUAGUCGGACAAGUCCCUGCUGGAGGCCAGUUUUCAACCUUCUCAAGAUCUGACUUUGAAGGCAACCCUGGGCUCUGUGGCUUUCUCUCAUCACCCUGCGAAUCCAAAGAUCCUUUACCACCUGCAAGCAGAGAAAAUAACAUAGUGACCCUAAAAGAAAACAAAACUAAAUCUGCCAUAGUGAGUUUGUUGAUUGGAAUUGGAGUUGGAAUUGUGACAAUUAUCCUUCUUGCUGUUGCUUACCGGGUCUUCUUAAAAAGUCGUUCUGGAAGUGUCAUGUACUGCUGAGUGUGUAACAAUGAUAGCCCACCAUAUGUUUUGCCUAUUUA